UACAACGCGUUGGCGGGAGAAGUCUUGCUCUGCUUGUGGAACCUGGCCUCUUCUAAAUAGUUCGAUAUCAAACAUGAAUGUAGAGAAGUGCUCCUGCUAGCCUUGUAGACGUCCUUUUUCCUUUAUUGACACUACGCGCUGACGCCCAGCUAAGUAAUACUAUUCAUGUUGGUUAUAUACUAUUUCAUAGUAAAAAAAAGUAUACUUAGAUCCGUAUUUUAAAUCCAAGUAAAAGAUUUACGCCAUUAUCAUGCCUUUCAGUACUUUUCCUAGGAUGUUAUCAAUGGCACAACGGUAGUGAGAGCAACCACUUAUUCUUGUACUGGUUGUUUGAAGUAGUAAAGAACUACAUAUAUGCAGUUAUUUUACGUGCGACGCUAUUGUGGAAAGCCUUUAGUGUUUAAAAAGCUCUUUGAUGUACAUUUUUGUAACAUUUAAACCAUAUUCCUAUUCAACUAAUAAAGCAUAUCUUUGAUGCCAACCGAUAUGAUUAUUGCUUUUCAGCCAGUAAGUAUAAGUAAACAUACGACUUGAUAAGAAUCUACUUCAGCCAAAGUUGGCAUCAGCUCAAUGAAGUGAAAUUAGCAAGAUCAAUAAUAUUGAAUACGAGAGUAAUUAUAUCAAUAAUUCAGACAAAUCACCAAUGAUACCUUUUGUGAAUUAUCAGCGUUUGUUUGUCGGUCUACUACCUUCGUCGUAUUUAAGAUCUAGCUAUCAUCGAAUACUAAGAAGAGUUAUCUAUUUGUGCAUCGGCAUCACACUUCUAUUAUUUUUAUGGUUAGCAUUUUACAUAUCUGAUUCAACAUGGUUUAGUCGUGUAUCUAUAUCCCCAUACCCUUGGAGUAAGACACGUUUUACACAUACAAGUAAUAACGGAGUAGCAACGACAAAAACCAACUAUGUAUAUGGUGUUGUGUUCGACGCUGGAAGCACUGGAAGCCGUGUUCACAUAUUCAAACUAGUUCAUAAUCCCUUAGAUCCUUUCAAACCGUUUACACUAUUGGAUGAUAAAUAUCAUCAUGUUCAACCUGGUUUAUCUUCAUAUGCGGAAAAACCAGAGGAGGCAGCAUUAAGUUUAACGAAAUUAAUUAAUAUUGCUGAAACUAGUCUUCCUGUUGAUGUGUGUCGUAAUACUCCAGUUAUUUUAAGAGCUACCGCUGGUCUUCGACUAAUUUCUGCGCAUAAAGCAGAGAAUAUUUUAAAAGCUGUACGACAUAGAUUAUCUCAAACUUGUUUUAAACAAUUACCUAACGCUGUAACUAUUAUGGAUGGAUUUUAUGAAGGUCUAUAUUUAUGGUUGACAUUAAACUUUCUCAAUAAUCGUUUAUCAAAUGGAAAAGCACAAAAGAAGAAUGCAGUGAUUGAAAAUUCACUUACACAAACAAUUGGUACAUUAGAUCUAGGUGGAGGUUCUACACAAAUCACAUUUAUUCCCACUGAGUUGAAUACUCUCAACAAUGCACCUGAUGAUUUUAUCACGUAUUUUGACGUACAAAAUAGUAGUGAUAAACCGAAACAAAAAAUCUAUUCACAUAGUUACUUAGGCCUAGGACUAAUGUCUGCACGUUAUUCAAUGUUAUAUAAUGCAACUGAACAUUUCAAGUUAAUUACUGAAGGAAAGAAAGAGUUUUUUCAUCCUUGCUGGCCUAAUAAUGUAACUCUUAAAUGGAAUCAUGCCGGUAAAGAUUGGCAAAUCAGUCGUAUGAAUCGUUCAAUGUCUAAAUCUUUAUUAUCAUUUAUUAAAACCAAAUCAAUUUAUCAUCAUCAAGCAGCAGUUGAACCGGUCAAUGUUAAUGCUAAUAAUAUUGAUAAUGAUCAUCUAAUGUUGUGCUAUGCUUUAGCAGUGAAUGUAUUACAAAAUCCUGUUGAAGGUGAUGUAAAUGUUAUCAGAUAUCCACCAAACAAUAAUAUUGUUCAUCAACCAGUUGAAGUGAAAACACGUGAAUUUUAUGCAUUUUCAUAUUAUUUCGAUUUAGCUGUUAGUGUUGGUUUAAUACAUGAAAAUACUGGUGGAUUUCUUACAGUGAAUGAUUUUCAAAAUGCUGCUGAACGAGUUUGUCGUAACCCAAAUCCCCAGAAACCAUUCGAUUGCAUGGAUCUUAGUUUUAUCACUGCAUUAUUGCAUAGUGGUUAUGGGUUCCCAUCAGAUAAAAAAAUUGGAUUUUUUAAAAAAGUCAAUUCUUUUGAAAUCAAUUGGAGUCUUGGUGCCUUAUUUUCAGAAUUGUAUCAUAAAUAAACUGCCUGAAAAUAAAGGAUAAUACGUUCAUUACAUCAUCAUUGUUGUUUACUUUGUAUGAUACAUACGUUAGUUAUAUCGAUCAGAUUUCGGUUCUUUUAUAUCUAUAAAAAAUAAGUUUUAUGAACUCCAUAUUCAUUUUUUUUUUAAAAGUCUAUUUUUAUCAACUUUCUUAAUACCUACCUACCUGACUACUACUACUAUUACUACUACUAUUAAUAACAAUAGGGUCUAUAUUAUUCUUUUUAACUGUUGUUGUUGUUGUUGUUAUGACAACAAUUUAAUGCCAUGAUUGCAUAUAAGUUUGAUUUUAAUCCUGUUUUUCUUUUUUUGUUUAUUCAUUUACUUACGUAAUAUUCAAUGAAUCUAAUAACUAUUUGUUAUAAUAAAUCCAUCCUUUAAAGUUGCUCAGAUCCAAUGUUAACGUCGUUUAUUUUCAGCUCUUAAAUUGUUCUUUGUUUUUUUCUUCUCUUUUGUUUCUCAGUGUAGAUAAAGUCUUUUCACUAUCAUUUUAAAAAAACAGAUUAAUUAGUUGAUAUUCUCAAUAUAGUCAACUUUUUCAAACUCAAUUCGAUCUGGUUUUGUCAAUAUCAUCUUAGAAUGUUAUCCUAAUCCUUUUUUUGACCACAAAUGAUUCUUUUUUUUUCCCAAGCUUUUUAAGUUAUGUGACUUCAAAAGAUAAUGUUUGUUUGUUUUUUAAAUUACACUGUUUGAUGGGUUGGACACUUUGAUGAAUUAGGUAAAUGAUGGAUAAUACAGGCUAAUAUCUC
Schistosoma margrebowiei is the source of this 3006-nucleotide messenger RNA. NCBI's taxonomy places the organism in Eukaryota, Metazoa, Platyhelminthes, Trematoda, Strigeidida, Schistosomatidae. The record is from the annotation of a GenBank genome assembly.